Recurvomyces mirabilis is the source of this 882-nucleotide messenger RNA. RefSeq lists its product as uncharacterized. The record is from RefSeq and is a predicted model, not a curated record. The transcript is spliced from 2 exons. Gene Ontology annotation, molecular function: oxidoreductase activity, acting on NAD(P)H. Bases 1 to 882 code for a protein of 293 amino acids. Lineage: Eukaryota; Fungi; Ascomycota; Dothideomycetes; Mycosphaerellales; Teratosphaeriaceae.
AUGUCAUCCCAACAGCAGAGCACCAUGGACCGCUUCAUCACACGUCCGAAGCACAACUUAGCCGCCUGGCAGCUCAAGCCAAACAAACGGCCAUUCGUAGUUGGCAAUGCGCCGUACUCCUCGCCACCCAAGGACCAUGUCCUGAUCCAGGUCAUUGACGUAGCUAUCAAUCCGAUUGAUUGGAUUCUUCAGGAGAACGACAUCUUCGGCCUCAAGUAUCCUGCCAUCCUCGGUGAUGACGUUGCUGGUGAGAUCGUGGAAGUCGGUGACGGUGUAGAGGACUUGCAUGCUGGACAGCGAGUCAUAGCCAUCAACACAUCUCGUGGUGUCGUCCUCCCUCUCGGCAUCUCGACAGCGGCUGCAGGGCUCUACCAAAAAGGCUAUCUCAACCUACCGUUUCCGACCGAGAAGCCAGAUGCUCAGGACCGUACAGUCAUCAUAUGGGGAGGCAGCUCAAGCGUAGGCUCUUGUGCAAUUCAGCUCGCUGUGGCCUCUGGUCUGCAUGUCGUGACGACAGCCUCUCCUAAAAACUACGACUACUGCAAGGAUCUCGGUGCGAAGCAUUGCUUUGACUAUCAUGAUGAGGAUGUCGAGGACCAGAUUGUGAAGGCAUUAGAGGGCAAGACCAUCGUCGGCGCUUACCAUGCUGUUGGUGGUGAUGGUGCUGUGCAGAGUUGUGCAAGGAUCGUGGAUCGUACUAAGGGAAAAGCCAUCGUUGUCACUGUGCGUGGCGUGCCGGAGAAAGGUAUUCCAAGCUCUGUGAGAGCGAAGUCGAGUAAGUCCCCAUUUACAUAUUCCAGUGCUGAGGCCAUUGCUGAUGCACGAGUUAGUCUCGUCAAGUGCGAUCUUCACGAACGAAGUUGGCCCAUACAUUUGGCGUAA